Molecule: messenger RNA, 1121 nt
Organism: Mucor mucedo
Lineage: Eukaryota; Fungi; Mucoromycota; Mucoromycetes; Mucorales; Mucoraceae
Exons: 4
Coding region: 36-983 (315 amino acids)
Source: RefSeq, a predicted model, not a curated record
AUACACAUAUUUUUUUUAUUAUUAUUAUUAUUCUAAUGACAAGUAAUAUUUAUCGUUUCAGAGUUAAUAUUCAGGAUUUACAGUUGCCGGAUCUUCUGCUACAUAUCUUUGUGCAACAUGAUCAACCUCCUAGAUAUUUGGAUUUACUAAACAAGAUUAAGCAGCUCUCCAAAACAGAGAUACAUGAUAUACAUGACUACUACAUGAUUAUCAAAAAAGAUCAAGUCUUCAAGUACAUCUUCAAAGACGACUUGGGCUUACAGAAAGCCUUUCGAUCCAUAUCAGAUCAGGACCAACUGGAGAUCAAAUUAAUGAAGAAAGAUUCUGCUAAUAAAGUACCGCUUGUAAAGCCGAUUUUCACAACAAGGCCUACUGUGAGUUACUCAGAGGAGGAAGAAGAGUUACAUAAACGGAGAAAGGAUUCUGGUAUUUCACUUGAUGAAGAAAUCGAACAAUUUAAAAAGACAUCGCGAAAACUACCUGCAUUAUCCAACAUCAUUACUACCCAAUUAUGGCCUCCUCCCCCUACAAAUACCACCAGCUUGCCUUCACCGCCCAGUCAUUACAAUAAGUCACCAAUCAAAUUACCAGGAUUAUCCUCUAUAAUUAUUGAUCAUAGUCAUAACAGCCAGAAACAACUUGCUCCUAUUCAUCCUUACCGCCCUCUUGCUCGAUUUGAUCACAAGCCCCUAUCACCGCCAUUAUCUGCCCCUUCUUCGCCCAUAAACAAGGUGAAUCAUCAUAAAAGAGCUCGAGGAGGUGCUUCCCAUCCAUCUCAAUUUAUAUGUGAACACGUCAUUGAUACUAUCACAGGUAAAACUUGUUGUCAAGCCUUUCGCAGAUCUUAUGACCUUUCAAGACAUCAGACAAUUCAUUUAAAAAAUCGUCCACUCUGUUAUUGUCAAGACUGUGGUAAAAAAUUUACUCGAUUAGACGCAUUGAGAAGACACGAACGCAUUCAAGGACAUCACAAUAAUAAAUGAUUUUUUUUUUAGCUGGUUUUCUAAAAAAAAAAAAGUGUUUUAUUUUUAUUUUUAUUUUACGUGUAUGGAGAGUGACUGAGAGUGAUUUGUGUGUAAGUGUGUGUUUGUGAGUUGUGUGCGUGUGUGUAUAUGUUGUCU